AUGUCUACCUCUAUUUCUUAUUCGUAUUUACUUAAAGAAAUUUCAGAUUGUGAACUUCCAAAAGAAGAAACUUUAAAUAUUUUGCCACAAAAUCAGCAAAUAGAUAUUUUAAAAUUUUUUUAUGAAAAACAACGAAAAUUACUUAAUAAGCUUCUUGAAAGCAAAAAAAAUGAACAAGACAUAACUGAUAUACCCAAUAUUCAACCACCAAAAAGAGAUAAAACUGAUUUUACACCACAUCUUGAAGCAAAUAAUAUUAAAGAAUCUAUUACAUGGUCGCAAUUAGGAUAUACUGCUAGAGAAAAUGAUAAUGAAGAACAUUUUGCUAUAUCAAAUUUUAGUAGUUUUGAAGCAUCUACUUCUAGCAAUAAUAUAAUUGUUUCUAGAGAUGAAGAUGAUGAACUUUUUGACUCUCCAAGUGAUACUGCAUGUACUACUACUUUUAGUAGUGAUGAAGAAAUCUCAAAAAAUAAUUUUUCGCAAUCUGAUAAAAUAAGCAAUCGAACACGACAAAAAUACAAUAUUAAUUCUGAAAAUUCUUUACCUAAACGGAUUACAAAAAAAGAUACUUUAUUACCUUCAUCAUUGGUUAAUGAAAACAGAAAAUUUUCAAAAACCAAUAUUAAUAGUAAAUUUAAUGAUAGAACUAGAUUAAGCAAAGUUAGAAUUUAA
Messenger RNA from Cetraspora pellucida, 672 nucleotides. Lineage: Eukaryota; Fungi; Glomeromycota; Glomeromycetes; Diversisporales; Gigasporaceae. The record is from the annotation of a GenBank genome assembly.